AUGGCGUCCCAGCUUCCACACGUUUCCGAGACUGCGAGCAACCCUGUGACUGGCGUCGACCAGACUCUGCUCAUCGCUGACAAUUUACGUCUGAAAGAGUCCUGCGAUAUCAUGACGGGCGAAUGCCGCGACCUGCGCAACGAACUUGAAGAGGCCCGCAUUGCGCGGACCCAACUCCAAGCUGGUUAUGAUCGGCUCGCUGCUCUUCAUCGCGCUCAAGACCAAACCAAUGCUCGCCUUAGCACCCAAAUCUUCAAACUCGAGACCGAAGCGGUCCACCACGAAAAAACCUCCUCGGCCUUAGACCUGGAACUUGUGGCGCUCAAGACGCAACGCGACCGCUCCCUCACUCGUAUGACAAUGGCGAUUCGCGAGCUCGCAAGUAACAAGGCGCUUACCGCUCGAAAGGAUCGGGCUUUGACCGAGUUGGAUCGAGACCUGGUCGCUAUUCGGAUGCAAGCAUUGAGCGUGCGCGAUGCUCUCCAGAACCUGCUUGCCAAUAUCGGCUUGGCCGUUGCUGAGGACGAGGAUGACGAGGAGGAUGAUGUCGCUUCUUCAGAUCCGAUGGAACAUUAG
Mycena indigotica is the source of this 576-nucleotide messenger RNA. RefSeq lists its product as uncharacterized. The coding region runs from base 1 to 576 and encodes 191 amino acids. NCBI's taxonomy places the organism in Eukaryota, Fungi, Basidiomycota, Agaricomycetes, Agaricales, Mycenaceae. The transcript is spliced from 3 exons. The record is from RefSeq and is a predicted model, not a curated record.